CUCACCUUUCCACUUCUUCACCCUGGCUAUGUAGUGCCUUCUCCCUCCCAACUUCUCUUACCUCCUCCUUCCUUCACCUCUCCCACACACUCUUCCUGGUCUCUCCCUUUAUGGAUAGAGGGCACUUUAUCCCACUGGAGACUGAUCUUACGUCUGGGACCUGUCAUUCAGCGGCAGAUCAAAGGACACUUUGUACCAGAGCACAUUCCUGCACUGUAAGACCUUUAUAACUUAAUUCAUAGCAUUGCUACAUCUCAUCCUUAUGAAGGAGAUCCUAUCCCAUUGUGUGUGUGUGUGUGCUGCACUUUUUUUUAUGUGAUAUUUUAUAGCAUUCCUUUUUGGUGAAACAUUCCAUUGUGCCAGAAAUACAGGAUCUGCAAGGAGAACAUACGCUUCAUCAGAGUUCUAAGAAACGUCCUCCUCUUCAUGGACCUCACCUGUUAAGAGACUCCCGCAUUCCCAGAGGCAUUGUAGUCUUACAAGUCACACACCUGGGAAUGACAGGGAGAGAGUGGAAUCCGAGAGGGAACCAAGUACAGCCUGGGUGUGACAGUCACUGUUCCUGCAGGCAGGGUGCAUCUGUGUGUCACAUUGCUGUCCUGCGGUGUUCUGCCUAGUUGUGUACUGACUGGAAGUGCAGCUUGUCUUCUACAUCUCAACUAGAGUCGUGGUGUCGCUGAGAUAGCAGCGGUGUCGCCGGGACCAUGGCGGAGCAAGAGGGGCUGCAGUACGGGAAAGCGGACUUUGUCCUCAUGGACUCCGUUACGUUACCAGAAUUUAUGGCCAAUUUAAAACUCAGGUUUGAUAAGGGGAGAAUCUACACAUUUAUUGGGGAAGUGGUGGUCUCGGUGAACCCCUACAAAAGCCUUCCAAUCUACGGGAAAGAUGUGAUAGAACAGUAUAAAGGGAGGGAGCUCUAUGAGAGACCCCCGCACCUCUUCUCCAUCGCUGAUGCUGCGUACAGGGCCAUGAAGAGACGAUGUAAAGACACCUGUAUAGUAAUAUCAGGGGAGAGUGGUGCCGGUAAGACGGAAGCCAGUAAAUAUAUUAUGCAGUACAUAGCUGCCAUCACCAAUCCCAGCCAGAGGGCCGAGGUUGAGAGGGUGAAGAACAUGCUGCUCAAAUCUAACUGUGUCUUAGAAGCCUUUGGCAACGCCAAGACUACUAGAAACGACAACUCCAGCCGGUUUGGAAAGUACAUGGACAUUAACUUUGACUUCAAGGGGGAUCCAAUUGGUGGUCACAUAAAUAACUACUUAUUGGAGAAGUCCCGUGUCAUCAUCCAGCAGCUGGGGGAGAGAAACUUCCACUCCUUUUAUCAGUUAAUCUUGGGAGCACCAGAGCAGACACUGCGUUCCCUUCACCUCCAGAAGGAUCUCUCUUCCUACGCUUACACCCGCAGCUUGGCAGGUGUCAAGUCCUCCAUUAAUGAUGCAGCCGAGCUCAAAGAAGUUUCAGAGGCGAUGAAAGUGAUUGGAUUUAAACCGGAGGAGAUCCAGACUGUCCAUAAAAUCCUGGCUACUAUUCUACAUCUGGGUAAUCUGAAGUUUGGUGUGGAUGGAGAUAUCCCGGUCAUUGAGAACAGUAAAGUUGUCUCUGUAGUGGCGGACUUGCUGGGCUGUAAAGCUGAUCUUCUAGAGAAGUCUUUGCUCUUCAGGACUGUGGCUACCGGCAGAGACGUUAUAGACAAGCAGCACACGGAGCAGGAGGCCAGCUAUGGCCGAGAUGCAUUCGCUAAGGCCAUUUAUGAACGCCUGUUCUGCUGGAUCGUCAGUCGCAUCAACGACGUGAUUGAUGUGGAAAAACAAGACGCGGCUCUUCACGGGAAAAACACAGUGAUAGGUGUGCUGGACAUAUACGGGUUUGAGAUCUUUGACAAUAACAGCUUUGAACAGUUCUGCAUUAAUUACUGUAAUGAAAAACUACAGCAGCUGUUCAUCCAGCUUGUUCUGACGCAGGAGCAGGAGGAAUAUAAGAGAGAAGGGAUUCCCUGGAAACAUAUAGAUUAUUUCAACAACCAGAUCAUUGUGGACCUGGUGGAGCAGCAACAUCGUGGUAUCAUCGCCUUGUUGGAUGACGCUUGUAUGAACGUGGGGAAAGUGACAGACGCCAUGUUUCUGGAAGCACUAAAUAAGCAGCUGGGGAAGCAUGCCCACUACACCAGCAGGAAGGUCACCCCAACAGAUAAAGCUCUAGAAUAUGACCGAGAUUUCCGAGUCCGUCACUACGCUGGAGAUGUAGUUUACUCGGUGGUGGGAUUUAUUGAUAAGAACAAAGACACAUUGUUCCAGGACUUCAAGAGACUUAUGUAUAACAGCUCCAACCCAGUGCUGAAGAACAUGUGGCCUGAGGGAAAACUGAGCAUCACAGAAGUCACCAAACGCCCCCCGACAGCUGCCACCCUCUUCAAGAACUCCAUGAUUGCCCUGGUGGAUAACCUGGCAUCUAAGGAGCCUUACUAUGUUCGCUGCGUAAAGCCAAACGAAAAGAAGUCACCAUCUUUGUUUGAUGAAGAGCGCUGCCGCCACCAGGUGGAGUAUUUGGGUUUACUGGAGAACGUUCGUGUCCGGCGAGCUGGUUUCGCAUAUCGGCAGGUGUAUGACCGAUUUCUCCAUAGGUACAAGAUGAUCUCCCGGCUAACCUGGCCUAACCAUGACAUGUCUUCAGACAAAGCUGCUGUGCAGAAACUCCUGGAGGAAUGUGGAUAUCACAAUGACGCUGCCUAUGGUAAAACCAAGGUUUUUAUUCGUACCCCGCGUACCCUGUUCUCCCUGGAAGAGAAGCGGAGCGAGAUGCUGAUCAGGAUCAUUCUCUUUUUACAGAAGCUGUGGAGGGGAACACUGGCUCGCUGGCAAUAUAAGAAAACCAAAGCAGCCGUCAAAAUAAUACGGUACUACAGGCGCUACAAAGUGAAGUCCUACAUCCAGGAGGUGGUCCGCAGGUUUAAUGGCGUAAGGAACAGCAGGGAUUAUGGGAAGAAUGUCAAAUGGCCUACACCUCCAAAGGUCCUUCGUUCCUUCCAAGAAUUCCUGCAAAGAGCCUUCCACAGGUGGAGGGCGUACCAUCUUCUAAAAAACAUACCUCCUGCUGACAUACCAAAAAUCAAGGCCAAAGUGUCUGCAUUUGAGAACCUCAAAGGUCAGCGCGCUGACUUAGGCCUACAGAGACGCUGGGAAGGCAGCUACCUUGCAUUGAAACAGGAAAACAGCCAAGACUCAGAGGUGUUUGUAUCACGUGCCAAUGAGCUGCAGAGGAAAGACAAGUUCAUGCAGCCUCUCUUCUCCUGUCAUGUACGCAAGGUGAACCGAUUUAACAAGGUAGAAGAUCGUUCCAUCUUUAUAACAGACAGACAUCUGUAUAAAAUGGAUCCUGGCAAGCAGUAUAAAGUCAUGAGUAGCACUCCACUUUAUAAUGUGUCCGGCAUCAGUGUGACUAAUGGGAAAGACCAGCUGGUCAUUUUUCAUACCAAGGACCAGAAAGACCUUAUCGUGUGUAUGAAGUUUACUGGACAAUCUGCCCAGGAUAGCCAUGUGGGAGAAGUUGUUGGAGUCCUGGCCAAUCACUUUAAGAGUGAGAAGAGGCCCCUCCAGAUUACCGUUGGGCACCCAGUUCAGUGUACCCAACAUGGCAAAUCCUGUGCCGUCACUGUGGAAACCAAAAUCAACCAAUCACAGCCUCACUUCAACAAGAACCGUUCUGGCUUUACCCUGAGUGUGCCAGCCAACUAACGUGCAUGUGCCUAAACCAUACGAUGAUACCGAGUAUCUUUGUAUACCGAUGCCUUAUACAGCCGAUGAUACCUUGGAUUGUUAUUGCGGGGACCGGUUCCCCCAGAAUGUCUCGACAGUCCCUGAACCUCAUUUAAACUAUACAGCAAUUACUGCUCCAUUUUAACCGCGGCUCUCCAGCCUUUAACUGCCUAUCUUUUAGAUUCCUCCAUAUAAUUGUCUUAUUUUCGAUUUGACAAGAUCUACUUUUCAAAGGAUAAUUAAAAAAAUUUAUCUAGAUUCAUAAA
Molecule: messenger RNA, 4015 nt
Organism: Nanorana parkeri
Lineage: Eukaryota; Metazoa; Chordata; Amphibia; Anura; Dicroglossidae
Gene: MYO1D
Product: myosin ID
Exons: 22
Coding region: 705-3728 (1007 amino acids)
Biological process (GO): actin filament organization; vesicle transport along actin filament
Cellular component (GO): microvillus; vesicle; cytoplasm
Molecular function (GO): actin filament binding; microfilament motor activity; ATP binding
Source: RefSeq, a predicted model, not a curated record